CUGCGCUCCGAAGAAAAGAGCCAAUCAUCAUCCUCUUACCCUCUCUUGCGCCGUCUCCUAAACCCCCCACCCCCCCACUUCCCCUUCUUCUCCUCCUUCCCUCUCCACUUCUGUCGUCUUCCUUGACGCCUGCGACGGAGAGCGAGAGAGAGAGAGAGAGAGGGAGGGGGAGGGGGGAGAGAGAGCGCGAGCGAGAUGGUGAUGUGGGUGUUCGGCUACGGCUCUCUCAUAUGGAAGACAGGCUUCCACUACGACGAGAGGGUUGUUGGCUUCAUCCGAGGAUACCGCAGAGUCUUCUACCAAGGCAGCACGGAUCACCGUGGGACCCCUGAUUUUCCCGGGAGAACCGUCACGCUGCAGGCCUUCCCCGGAGAACUCUGCUGGGGAGUCGCAUACAAAAUAUCUGGACAGGAAGAUCAGAAGAAGGCAUUAGAAUACCUUGAAGUAAGGGAAAAGCAAUACGACUCAAAGGUUUAUCUUGAUUUCUUUACUGACCCGGAUUCUAUGACUCCAGCUAUCAAUGGUGUAAUGGUAUACAUGGCUUCACCAGACACAAGGACCAAUAAGAAUUACUUGGGACCAGCACCUUUGGAAGAAAUGGCCAAACAAAUCAUCCAUGCUGAAGGACCAUCCGGACCCAACAGGGACUAUAUUUUCCAUCUUGAAAAUGCAUUGAACCAAUUGGGAUGUGACGACUUGCAUGUCAGAGAUGUUGCUAAUGCUGUCCGGAAAAUUCUCUUAGAGAUGAAAACUGAUUUAUAAUUUGGAUUUGUGGCAUCAUACCUCCAAUAUUGCUUUUGAAUUUGAGCACAAUAGAAUGCUUAUCAUCCCAUGCACUUGAUUAUUUAUUUCUGCAACUUCAGCUUGGGUCAGUGUUGUAGUCUACUGUACCCGACUUUGUGGUUGCAAAGGAUCGUAUUUUUAUCCUUUUUUAAACUUGUUAAAUGCCAUCAGCAAGAGGAACAUUAGAUAGUUAUACAGGUAAAAUGCUUUUCUGUGAAUGUUAACCU
Elaeis guineensis (African oil palm) is the source of this 1010-nucleotide messenger RNA. NCBI's taxonomy places the organism in Eukaryota, Viridiplantae, Streptophyta, Magnoliopsida, Arecales, Arecaceae. The record is from RefSeq and is a predicted model, not a curated record.